Messenger RNA from Rhododendron vialii, 1738 nucleotides. Its product is annotated as alpha-crystallin domain-containing protein 22.3. The record is from RefSeq and is a predicted model, not a curated record. Lineage: Eukaryota; Viridiplantae; Streptophyta; Magnoliopsida; Ericales; Ericaceae. The coding region runs from base 907 to 1449 and encodes 180 amino acids. The transcript is spliced from 8 exons. Gene Ontology annotation, cellular component: nucleus.
CAACACUGGCGUACUCGCUUCUCCCUUUCUAAAAUCCUUGUGUACUCCUUCAUUGCUCAUCACUUCAAUCAACCAAGACCUAUUUUCUCUUUCAAGUUACCUUUGGUGGAGGAUUUGGUGUGAGUUGAUUACUUUUGUGCUUUGGAGCCACACAUGGUAGCAGUUUCCUUUCAUCCAAGGGAGAAUUUGUACUCUCUGUGGGUUCUUUCUGUGAGCGCUGAGAACUCGAUGUCCAGAUCACACUGUUUCCAAUACAGAUUGAAACCUGUACGAGACCCAAGAGAUGAAACUUGAUCAAGUUAGUAAAAAGGGUUGUCAAAUGUAAGUGCAUUGUAGAUGUGUGGCUCGACUUUACAUCUAUUUCCAUAUAGGUCUUCUCCACAUUGCAGGAGUAAAUGAAGUAAUAGUAAUGAACUAAAGUAUGAACACCCAUCAAUGCUGAAUAGCCUGCUGUUGAUGUGGCACCUCUGAGUAGCUUGUGCUACAAGGGUCCUUUGUUGUCUCCAGUGAAGUUAUGUCAAUAGAAAGAGAAGCUCAAGCUGAGGAAAAGGAAACGUCUAUGAUAUUCCUGUGCUUUCACCUGAUUAGGGAAGAAAUGGAUAUCGCCUUUCAUUCGACAGUAGCAUUUGGUGUCGAGCUGACUGGAAGCGCUGGUAUGGGUUGCUUUAAGUUGCUGAGGACCUGAGACAUUCAUUUAAGGAAAGAAAGUUUUGCAUUCAAAUUGAGCGUGGGAGCCAAGAUUCGACAUGCCAUUGCUACUAAGUUGAUCCCCAGUACCUUCAUAAGCUCUGUUUGGUGAAGAGAAUCAAGCCAGUCGCCUCCAUAAGUUGAUCCAUUCUUUCUCUUGAGACUGUGCAAUCAAUUUGCCUCUGUAAAGCAAGUCAAAAGGUAUCUGAAAGCUCUUCAAUGGCAUCUCCACACAGGUCUACUACUCGUCAUGUUACAUUUGAUACUCAAGACCCUGUUCUGGAUGCGGUACCUCUGAGUAUUGUGCCAUACAGUGGUCGUCCAACAUCAACGAACAACCAUGCACCCUCCUCGCAAACUAGAGAACCAAUGGGAAAUUUGCGAGGUUCCUUCAGCGCAGCAGUUGUUCUCUCCGGAAGUGCUGCGAUUGGAAAGAAUGGGCCAAUUGUGGGGUUAGUCGAUAUGGGUGAAUCUGGGGAUUGCUACUUCUUCCGUGUAGCUCUCCCUGGUGUCCGUAGGGAUACUGAUGACUUCACAUGUAAGAUUGAAUCUAAUGGGAAAGUUAAGAUAGAGGGAAUCACAACAACUGGGGAAAAGACAGUGUGCAAGAACCAUCACAAGUUUGAAAUGCUUUCAGCAAAUCUAUGCCCACCUGGCCAUUUUUCUAUAUCAUUCAAGCUGCCAGGUCCGGUCAACCAGUACCAGUUUUCUGGGAAUCUCGGUGCUGAUGGAAUUCUCGAAGGAGUUAUAAAGAAAAGCUGAGAAUUCUGUGGGUCAGAGGAAUUUUCCUGGAGUAUGAACUGUAUGACUUGAUAAUUUGGUCGUUUUGGACGAGUUUCGGAUGCUAAAACUUAUUUUAUGUUUAUUGCUUGCGUGCAUCUUCAGUUCUGAUGAUGUAUUAAAACUUCUUUAUUUUCCUUUAAGCCCGCAAAUCCAGACUGUGGGGGAAAUUGGAUUCACCAAGGUGAUUGUUUUAGCUUGUGUUUGGAUCGAUAUGUUUUCAUGUUAAAUUCAUCUAUAUCAUGUGUUUUGCACAGGUACUUUGUCUGGC